AUCUUUUAAAGGAUCUCCGGGUUAGCUAAACAGCAUGACCUGCUCGUCCCAAUGACAGACAGUUGGGUUUCAGAUGGUGAGAAUUAGCCUCACAUUGCGUUUUUUUAUUGAAAUAACAAGGUGAGGACUUACUAGCAUCACUAUAUAAGUCUGUGAAGAUGCCAGCUGGUGUGUCUUGGCCUCGGUACAUGAGUACGCUUGGUGCCAGCAUGCUGGCCAUGUUUGCAGGAGCACAAGUCGUCCACCAGUACUACCUACCUGAUCUGAGUAUACCAGAGACCCCACCAAAGCCUGGGGAGCUUUUGACUGAACUGCGAGGCCACAAAGUCAGAGAAGAAGCUGCUGCUGCUGCGUUACAGGCGCUGAAAGCAGAACAAAAGGUGGACUGAUCUGGAAUUACACGUCCUCUGUGUGAUGGACACUCAAUCAAGCAGAUUGUUGCUACGUGCCUGGGAGUGAAGUCAUUUCUGGGACAUCUGCAAAUGGAUCAUUUCAGUGUUUGAUGGUUUCUUCUAGUACAGCAAACAGAAGUGGAAUAAAACGCUGCACUGUUGGCGUCUGGCUCCUCGGGAUAAGGAUCCUCUUGGGAUGGUUUAUAUAAAAAAAUAGUUAAUUUAUCCUUUUUUGAAUGUGUUUGCACUUUCAGACUCGAGUGAUGAAAUAUGUAAGAGAACGCUUUAUGAACACGAUAAAAGUUAUUCUGUUAUAUUCAAAGGUUAUUCCCCUAGCAGACAUGUCUUUGAAAUAAAAAAUAUCAUACUAAACCUUCGUCA
Molecule: messenger RNA, 773 nt
Organism: Cottoperca gobio
Lineage: Eukaryota; Metazoa; Chordata; Actinopteri; Perciformes; Bovichtidae
Gene: uqcc6
Product: ubiquinol-cytochrome c reductase complex assembly factor 6
Exons: 3
Coding region: 159-389 (76 amino acids)
Biological process (GO): mitochondrial respiratory chain complex III assembly
Cellular component (GO): mitochondrion
Source: RefSeq, a predicted model, not a curated record